Molecule: messenger RNA, 1827 nt
Organism: Nanorana parkeri
Lineage: Eukaryota; Metazoa; Chordata; Amphibia; Anura; Dicroglossidae
Product: collagen alpha-1(I) chain-like
Exons: 2
Coding region: 1-1827 (608 amino acids)
Source: RefSeq, a predicted model, not a curated record
AUGCUACCAGCCACCCCUCCAGUUCCUUCCAUCAUUCAGGUUCAUACUGGGGCCAUGUUGGGAAUUACACACAGUAGUUCCAUGCUUGGCCUGCAGGGGGUCCUACUGAACACCAUGAGACAUGGAGACCCAGGCUACCAGGCACGGAUCUCAGUCCCAGGCCGGGAGCGAUCUCAGUCCCGGGCCGAUCCCCCCGGAGACCCGGCGCAGGCUUCAGCUCAGUCCCAGGCCGGGAGCGAUCUCAGUCCCGGGCCGAUCCCCCCGGAGACCCGGCGCAGGCUUCAGCUCAGUCCCAGGCCGGGAGCGAUCUCAGUCCCGGGCCGAUCCCCCCGGAGACCCGGCGCAGGCUUCAGCUCAGUCCCAGGCCGGGAGCGAUCUCAGUCCCGGGCCGAUCCCCCCGGAGACCCGGCGCAGGCUUCAGCUCAGUCCCAGGCCGGGAGCGAUCUCAGUCCCGGGCCGAUCCCCCCGGAGACCCGGCGCAGGCUUCAGCUCAGUCCCAGGCCGGGAGCGAUCUCAGUCCCGGGCCGAUCCCCCCGGAGACCCGGCGCAGGCUUCAGCUCAGUCCCAGGCCGGGAGCGAUCUCAGUCCCGGGCCGAUCCCCCCGGAGACCCGGCGCAGGCUUCAGCUCAGUCCCAGGCCGGGAGCGAUCUCAGUCCCGGGCCGAUCCCCCCGGAGACCCGGCGCAGGCUUCAGCUCAGUCCCAGGCCGGGAGCGAUCUCAGUCCCGGGCCGAUCCCCCCGGAGACCCGGCGCAGGCUUCAGCUCAGUCCCAGGCCGGGAGCGAUCUCAGUCCCGGGCCGAUCCCCCCGGAGACCCGGCGCAGGCUUCAGCUCAGUCCCAGGCCGGGAGCGAUCUCAGUCCCGGGCCGAUCCCCCCGGAGACCCGGCGCAGGCUUCAGCUCAGUCCCAGGCCGGGAGCGAUCUCAGUCCCGGGCCGAUCCCCCCGGAGACCCGGCGCAGGCUUCAGCUCAGUCCCAGGCCGGGAGCGAUCUCAGUCCCGGGCCGAUCCCCCCGGAGACCCGGCGCAGGCUUCAGCUCAGUCCCAGGCCGGGAGCGAUCUCAGUCCCGGGCCGAUCCCCCCGGAGACCCGGCGCAGGCUUCAGCUCAGUCCCAGGCCGGGAGCGAUCUCAGUCCCGGGCCGAUCCCCCCGGAGACCCGGCGCAGGCUUCAGCUCAGUCCCAGGCCGGGAGCGAUCUCAGUCCCGGGCCGAUCCCCCCGGAGACCCGGCGCAGGCUUCAGCUCAGUCCCAGGCCGGGAGCGAUCUCAGUCCCGGGCCGAUCCCCCCGGAGACCCGGCGCAGGCUUCAGCUCAGUCCCAGGCCGGGAGCGAUCUCAGUCCCGGGCCGAUCCCCCCGGAGACCCGGCGCAGGCUUCAGCUCAGUCCCAGGCCGGGAGCGAUCUCAGUCCCGGGCCGAUCCCCCCGGAGACCCGGCGCAGGCUUCAGCUCAGUCCCAGGCCGGGAGCGAUCUCAGUCCCGGGCCGGGAGCGAUCUCAGUCCCGGGCCGAUCCCCCCGGAGACCCGGCGCAGGCUUCAGCUCAGUCCCAGGCCGGGAGCGAUCUCAGUCCCGGGCCGGGAGGGAUCUCAGUCCCGGGCCGGGAGGGAUCUCAGUCCCGGGCCGGGAGGGAUCUCAGUCCCGGGCCGGGAGGGAUCUCAGUCCCGGGCCGGUAGGGAUCUCAGUCCCGGGCCGGGAGCGAUCUCAGUUCCGGGCCGGGAGGGAUCUCAGUCCCGGGCCGGGAGGGAUCUCAGUCCCGGGCCGGGAGCGAUCUCAGUCCCGGGCCGGUAGGGAUCUCAGUCCCGGGCCGGUAGGGAUCUCAGUCCCGGGCCGGUAG